Molecule: messenger RNA, 2316 nt
Organism: Gastrolobium bilobum
Lineage: Eukaryota; Viridiplantae; Streptophyta; Magnoliopsida; Fabales; Fabaceae
Product: DEAD-box ATP-dependent RNA helicase 47, mitochondrial
Exons: 2
Coding region: 314-1999 (561 amino acids)
Molecular function (GO): RNA helicase activity; RNA binding; ATP binding
Source: RefSeq, a predicted model, not a curated record
CAAGCACCUCAUAGACUCACAGAGCAAAGAGAAGAGCUCUGAAACUGUGAUGUUCAGCGUUUCCCAAAUUCCUCAACCUUGAAGCCACGAAUUAGGAUACCCAAUUUCAAAUUCAAGUACUUGCUACUUCAUGGUUUUUGGGUUCAGAUUGUGGUGGCAGUAGCAACAAAUUUCUCAAAUCUCUUCAUACACACAGAAAAACAAAAAGAUUUUAAGGUUUGUUUGGAAGGGUUUUAGCAGCCACUAAUAUUGUCUUGUCCCAUUUUGGAGUAGAGACAGGGAAUAAGGUUUUUCAUUUAUUUUUGUUAAAAAAAUGCCAACUUUGAUCUCAGCUAGGUUUCUUCUUGUUGUUGGAGAGUCAUUCCCCAUAAGAAGGGUUUUGGCCACUUCUAGGAAUGCUUCAUUGUGCAGUAGUGUCCGUUGUAUGAGCCAGGUGGAACCACAUAAUGGUUCCCUCACCCUUUCUAGCAUUGGUUUCCAAAGUGAAAUUGAACCAAGAAACAUAAGCAAACCAAAUAAGCUUAAGCCAUUAGGUUCUUCCUCUGAGGCUCUCAAGAGCAAAGGAAAGCCCUUUGGAAACAAUGGGAAGAAACCAGUUAGGGUUAUAGACAAACAGCAAAUAGAGUCUGCCCCUUUUGCUGCUAAAUCAUUUUCAGAACUUGGCCUUCCCAAUGUGUUGAUUGAGAGGCUAGAGAAUGAGGGGUUCAAUGUUCCAACUGAAGUUCAGUCUGCUGCUGUUCCUACCAUUCUGAAGAACCAUGAUGUCAUUAUUCAGUCUUACACAGGUUCAGGGAAAACAUUGGCUUAUCUACUUCCUAUACUUUCUGCUAUUGGGCCAUUAAGGGACAAAAUUCCUGAAGGAAAUGGUGAUGGUGGUGAGGCUGGGAAGAAAUUGGGGAUAGAAGCAGUGGUUAUUGCUCCUUCUAGGGAGCUUGGAAUGCAGAUAGUGAGGGAGUUUGAGAAAAUACUAGGAAUGGAUAAUAAGAGAGCGGUUCAGCAGCUUGUGGGAGGUGCAAACCGAACCAGGCAGGAAGAAGCUCUCAAGAAAAAUAAACCUGCCAUUGUUGUUGGCACUCCUGGUAGGAUAUCAGAACUUAGUGCAGCUGGGAAACUGCGCACCCAUGGAUGUCGUUUUCUGGUAUUAGAUGAAGUUGAUGAACUCCUAUCCUUCAAUUUCCGGGAAGACAUGCACCGGAUAUUGGAGCACGUAGGGAGGAGAUCAGGUUCAGGUGCAGACCCAAACUCGAAUGACAAAAGGGCCGAGCGUCAGUUAAUUAUGGUUUCUGCAACUGUGCCAUUUUCUGUUGUAAGGGCAGCUAGGAGCUGGGGUUGUGAACCACUUCUUGUCCAAGCUAAGAAAGUUGUCCCUCUUGAAACCGUUUCGCCUUCUCAGCCUGUUAAUUUGUCAAGAUCUUCACCCAGCUCGAGUCCUAACUCAUCCAUGCCAUCUCAGACAGCAGCAGUAGAUAGUCUACCUCCUGCAUUGAAACACUAUUACUGUGUAGCAAGGUUGCAGCACAAAGUUGAUACUUUGAGAAGGUGUAUUCAUGCACUGGAUGCCAAAUUUGUGAUAGCUUUCAUGAACCAUACUAGGCAGCUAAAGGAUGUUGUCUUCAAGCUGGAGGCCCGUGGGAUAAAAGCCGUAGAGUUACAUGGAGAUCUUGGGAAGCUUGCUAGGUCAAAUACUCUGAAGAAAUUCAAGAAUGGUGAGGUGAGAGUUCUGAUGACAAAUGAAUUAUCAGCAAGGGGUUUGGAUGUGGCAGAAUGUGAUCUUGUGGUUAAUCUGGACUUACCCACAGAUUCAAUUCACUAUGCGCACCGAGCUGGCCGAACUGGUCGGCUUGGUAGGAAUGGUACAGUGGUAACCAUAUGUGAAGAGCCAGAAGUGUUUGUUGUGAAGAAAUUGCAGAAGCAGCUUGGAUUACCAAUAGUAUGUUGUAAUUUUGCAGAUGGAAAGAUGCUUGUCACUGAAGAAGAGAAAACACUAAGCACUUCUUGAAGAUGAGGUGUUAUAUUUUUGCAACAUGUUUGGUUGAUAAUGCAUUUUCCAUGUUCAAUGUUUUUGUUCUUCAUUCAGAAAAGCUAUAUUUAAGGGAUUGCUUCUUACCUAUUUUACUAAUUGAUAACUAUUACUUGAGUGCACUGUGCACAUUAGAAAUGUUCCUUGUAGUUUACAUUUUAAGUUGAAUAUAAAAAGUAUAUACUGAUUAUUAGGGCAGCUGAUAUCUGGUUCACAAUCACAACAGAUUCAGCUUAUAUAUUCAAGUAGUUAUCACUCAAGUGGAUAUUGAGUUUUUACCUGAAUGUCAAUGAACA